Molecule: messenger RNA, 6081 nt
Organism: Nerophis ophidion (straightnose pipefish)
Lineage: Eukaryota; Metazoa; Chordata; Actinopteri; Syngnathiformes; Syngnathidae
Product: myosin heavy chain, fast skeletal muscle-like
Exons: 40
Coding region: 173-5986 (1937 amino acids)
Cellular component (GO): myosin complex
Molecular function (GO): cytoskeletal motor activity; ATP binding; actin filament binding
Source: RefSeq, a predicted model, not a curated record
GUUCCAAUACUUUAAAUAGUGGGCAUUUGCAUUUUCAUCCACCUAAGUAACAUGAAAAAAGGGUAUGUGAGCCUUACUGUGUACUUGUUGUUGUAUUUAUUUUUAGUCUACGGCCUGCCUUGAGCUGUCCUGAAUUCCUGCAUAGCUGUUGUCCUCAAAGUAAAGAGUCAUCAUGGGUGAUCCAGAAAUGGAGUGUUUUGGCCCGGCGGCCAUUUACCUGCGGAAGCCAGAGCGAGAGAGAAUCGAGGCUCAAAACACUCCUUUUGACGCAAAGACCGCGUACUUCGUGACUGAGCCCGCCGAGAUGUACCUCAAGGGCAAACUGAUAAAGAAGGAAGGUGGUAAAGCCACCGUGGAAACGCUCGUUGGAGCAAAGACUCUGACAGUCAAGGAGGACGAAAUCUUCCCCAUGAAUCCACCAAAGUAUGACAAGAUUGAGGACAUGGCCAUGAUGACCCACCUCAGCGAGCCUUCUGUGCUGUAUAACCUCAAAGAGCGCUAUGCAGCAUGGAUGAUCUACACCUACUCUGGGUUGUUCUGCGUCACUGUGAACCCUUACAAGUGGCUCCCAGUGUACGACGCAAAGGUCGUUUCGGGAUACAGAGGCAAAAAGAGGAUUGAGGCUCCACCCCACAUCUUCUCCAUCUCUGACAACGCCUAUCAGUUCAUGCUCCAAGAUAAAGAAAACCAGUCCAUCCUGAUUACUGGAGAAUCCGGUGCAGGAAAGACUGUGAACACCAAACGUGUCAUCCAGUACUUUGCGACAAUCGCAGUGGCUGGAGGAAAGAAAACGGAGCAAGCUGCCAGCAAAAUGCAGGGUUCACUGGAGGAUCAAAUCAUUGCAGCUAAUCCAUUGCUGGAAGCUUAUGGUAACGCCAAGACUGUGAGGAAUGACAAUUCUUCACGAUUUGGUAAAUUCAUUAGAAUUCACUUUGGAACCACUGGAAAGCUGGCUUCAGCUGAUAUCGAAACAUAUCUUCUGGAGAAGUCCCGUGUCACUUUCCAGCUGUCUGCUGAGAGGAGCUACCACAUCUUCUACCAGCUCAUGACAGGCCACAAACCUGACCUAAUUGAGGCACUCCUGAUCACCAAAAAUCCAUAUGACUUCCCAAUGAUCAGUCAAGGUGAAAUCACUGUGAAGAGUAUCGAUGACAUUGAAGAAUUCAUCGCAACUGAUACUGCCAUUGACAUCCUGGGAUUCACCGGGGAAGAAAAGCAUGCCAUCUUUAAGCUAACUGGAGCUGUGAUGCAUCAUGGCAACAUGAAGUUCAAGCAGAAGCAAAGAGAGGAGCAGGCUGAGCCUGAUGGCACAGAGGUGGCUGAUAAAAUCGCUUACCUCCUGGGUCUGAACUCUGCCGACUUGCUCAAAGCCCUGUGCUAUCCCAGAGUGAAAGUUGGGAAUGAAUUUGUGACAAAAGGCCAGACUGUGGCACAGGUUCACAAUUCUGUCAUGGCUCUCAGCAAAUCAGUCUAUGAGAAAAUGUUCUUGUGGAUGGUGGUCAGGAUCAAUGAGAUGCUGGACACCAAGCAGUCCCGAAGCUUCUACAUUGGUGUGCUGGAUAUUGCUGGAUUUGAGAUUUUUGACUUCAACAGCUUGGAGCAGCUCUGCAUCAACUUCACCAAUGAGAAACUGCAACAGUUUUUCAACCACCACAUGUUUGUCCUGGAGCAAGAAGAGUACAAGAAAGAAGGAAUCGAAUGGGAGUUCAUUGACUUUGGCAUGGACUUGGCUGCCUGCAUUGAGCUUAUUGAGAAGCCAAUGGGCAUCUUCUCCAUCCUUGAAGAGGAGUGCAUGUUCCCCAAGGCUUCAGACACAACCUUCAAGAACAAACUAUAUGACCAACAUCUUGGCAAAAGUGCCCCCUUCCAGAAGCCAAAGCCAGCCAAAGGCAAAGCUGAGGCUCACUUUGCCCUUGUUCACUACGCUGGUACUGUUGACUACAAUGUCAAUGGCUGGCUGGACAAGAACAAGGACCCCCUGAACGACUCAGUUGUGCAGCUCUACCAGAAAUCCUCAGUCAAGCUGCUAGCCCUCCUCUACGCCGCACAUGGCGGACCUGAAGCAGAGGGUGGCGGCAAAAAGGCUGGCAAGAAGAAGGGUGGCUCAUUUCAGACUGUGUCUGCUCUUUUCAGGGAGAAUUUAGGCAAGCUGAUGACCAACUUAAGAAGCACCCAUCCUCAUUUUGUGCGUUGUUUGAUUCCAAACGAAUCCAAGACCCCAGGUCUGAUGGAGAACUUCUUGGUCAUUCACCAGCUGAGAUGUAACGGUGUGCUGGAGGGCAUCAGGAUUUGCAGGAAGGGAUUUCCCAGCAGAAUCCUCUAUGGUGACUUCAAGCAGAGAUACAAAGUAUUGAAUGCCAGUGUCAUUCCUGAGGGACAAUUCAUUGACAACAAGAAGGCUUCAGAGAAACUCUUGGGCUCCAUUGAUGUUGACCAGAGCCAGUACAAGUUUGGACACACAAAGGUGUUCUUCAAAGCCGGCCUGCUGGGUACUCUGGAGGAAAUGCGAGAUGAAAAACUGGCUAUCCUCGUGACCAUGACUCAGGCUCUCUGCAGAGGUUACGUCAUGAGGAAGGAAUUUGUCAAAAUGAUGGAGAGGAGGGAGGCCAUUUACUCCAUCCAGUACAACAUCCGCUCAUUCACAAAUGUCAAAUCAUGGCCAUGGAUGAAGCUGUACUUCAAGAUCAAGCCUCUGCUGAAGAGUGCAGAGACUGAAAAAGAGAUGGCUAACAUGAAAGAAGACUUUGAGAAAACCAAGGAGGAUCUCAGCAAGGCUUUAGCCAAGAAGAAGGAACUAGAGGAGAAGAUGGUGUCUAUUCUGCAGGAGAAGAAUGACUUGCAGCUGCAGAUUCAGUCUGACAGUGAAACCCUUGCUGAUUCUGAGGAAAGGUGUGAGGGGCUCAUCAAAGCCAAAAUUCAGCUGGAGGCAAAAGUCAAGGAGGCAUGUGAGAGGCUGGAGGAUGAGGAGGAGGUGAAUGGUGAGCUGACGGCGAAGAAGAGGAAGCUGGAGGAUGAGUGCUCUGAACUGAAGAAAGACAUCGAUGACAUGGAGCUUACUCUGGCUAAAGUAGAGAAGGAGAAACAUGCCACUGAGAACAAGGUCAAAAAUCUGACAGAGGAGAUGGCCACUCUUGAUGAGAGCAUCGCCAAGUUGUCCAAAGAGAAGAAAGCCCUCCAAGAGGCCCAUCAGCAGACCCUGGAUGAUCUGCAAGCAGAGGAAGACAAAGUCAACACUCUGACCAAGGCCAAGAUCAAGCUGGAACAGCAAGUGGAUGAUCUUGAAGGAUCCCUGGAGCAAGAAAAGAAACUUCGCAUGGAUCUUGAACGAUCAAAGAGGAAGCUGGAAGGCGAUCUGAAGUUGGCUCAUGAAACCAUCAUGGAUCUCGAGAACGACAAGCAGCAGUCUGAUGAGAAAAUCAAGAAGAAGGACUUUGAGUCGAGUCAGCUCCUCAGCAGGAUUGAGGAUGAACAGUCAUUGAGUGCUCAGCAUCAGAAGAAGAUCAAAGAACUUCAGGCUCGUAUUGAGGAGCUGGAGGAGGAGAUUGAAGCUGAACGUGCCGCUCGCGCCAAGGUUGAGAAGCAGAGGUCUGAUCUCUCCAGGGAACUCGAAGAGAUCAGCGAGCGUCUCGAAGAGGCCGGUGGGGCCACCGCUGUUCAGAUCGAGAUGAACAAGAAGCGUGAGGCCGAGUUCCAGAAGAUGCGUCGUGACCUGGAAGAGUCCACCCUGCAGCACGAAUCCACCGCUGCAGCUCUCCGCAAGAAGCAGGCUGACAGCGUGGCAGAACUUGGCGAGCAGAUUGACAACCUUCAGCGUGUCAAGCAGAAGCUGGAGAAGGAGAAGAGUGAAUACAAGAUGGAGAUUGACGACCUCAGCAGCAACAUGGAGAACAUCUCCAAGUCAAAGACUAAUCUGGAGAAAAUGUGCCGCACACUUGAGGAUCAACUGAGUGAAUUUAAGUCCAAAAAUGAAGAACAUGUGCGACAGCUCAAUGAUGUCGGCCUCCAUAGAGCACGAUUGCAAACAGAACAUGGUGAAAUCAGUCGCCAGCUGGAGGAAAAAGAGGCCUUGAUCUCUCAACUGACCAGGAGCAAGCAGGCUAACAUCCAACAGAUUGAUGAGUUUAAGAGGCACCUUGAGGAGGAAGUUAAAUCCAAGAACGCCCUGGCCCACGCCGUCCAGUCCUCCCGUCAUGACUGUGACUUGCUCAGAGAGCAGUAUGAGGAGGAACAAGAGGCCAAGGCUGAGCUGCAACGAGCACUGUCCAAGGCCAACAGCGAGGUUGCUCAGUGGAGAACCAAAUAUGAGACUGACGCCAUUCAGCGCACUGAGGAGCUUGAGGAGGCAAAGAAAAAGCUUGCCCAGCGUCUCCAGGAUGCAGAGGAAAGCAUUGAGGCAGUGAACGCCAAGUGUGCUUCACUGGAAAAGACCAAGCAGAGACUCCACAGUGAAGUGGAAGAUCUGAUGAUCGACGUGGAGAGAGCCAACGCUCUGGCUGCAUCCCUUGACAAGAAGCAGAGGAACUUUGACAAGGUUCUUGCUGAGUGGAAGCAGAAGUAUGAGGAGAGCCAGGCAGAACUGGAAGGCGCUCUGAAGGAGGCCCGCUCACUCAGCACUGAGAUGUUUAAGAUGAAGAACUCCUAUGAAGAGGCUCUGGACCACCUGGAGACCCUGAAGAGGGAGAACAAGAACCUGCAACAGGAGGUCUCGGACUUAACUGAGCAAAUCAGUCAGACUGGAAAGACCAUCCAUGAAUUGGAGAAAAGCAAAAAGAUUGUGGAAAUCGAGAAGUCUGAACUUCAGACUUCCCUUGAGGAGGCAGAGGCCGCCCUGGAGCACGAGGAGUCGAAGAUUCUUCGCGUUCAGCUUGAACUGACCCAGGUCAAGAGUGAGGUGGACAGGAAGCUCGCGGAGAAGGACGAGGAGAUGGAGCAAAUCAAGAGGAACAGUCAGCGCGUGAUCGAGUCCAUGCAGAGCACUUUGGAUGCAGAGAUCAGGAGCAGGAACGAUGCCCUGAGAAUUAAGAAGAAGAUGGAGGGAGACCUGAAUGAGAUGGAGAUUCAGCUCAGCCAUGCCAACCGACAGGCAGCUGAAGCCCAGAAACAACUGAGGAACGUUCAGGGACAACUCAAGGAUGCUCAACUGCACCUUGACGACGCUCUAAGAGGUCAGGAAGAAAUGAGAGAGCAGGUUGCCAUGGUGGAGCGCAGAAACACCCUGAUGCUCGCCGAGAUUGAGGAGCUGAGAUCUUCUCUGGAGCAGACAGAAAGAAGCCGCAAAGUGGCUGAAGCUGAGCUGAUUGAUGCCAGUGAGCGUGUGACACUGCUGCACUCUCAGAACACCAGCCUUAUCAACACCAAGAAGAAGCUGGAGGCUGACCUCGUCCAGAUCCAGGGUGAAGUAGAGGAUUCUGUGCAGGAAGCAAGAAACGCUGAAGAAAAGGCCAAGAAGGCCAUCACUGAUGCUGCCAUGAUGGCAGAGGAGCUGAAGAAGGAGCAGGACACCAGCGCUCAUUUGGAGAGGAUGAAGAAGAACCUGGAGGUGACAGUCAAAGAUCUGCAGCACCGCCUGGAUGAGGCUGAGACUCUGGCCUUGAAGGGAGGAAAGAAGCAGAUCCAGAAACUGGAGACUAGGAUUCGUGAAUUGGAGAAUGAGGUCGAUGCCGAGCAGAGGCGUGGCGCUGAGGCCAUCAAGGGAGUGCGCAAAUAUGAGAGAAGAGUUAAGGAGCUCUCCUACCAGGCUGAGGAGGACAGGAAAAAUAAUACCAGACUUCAGGAUCUGGUGGACAAGCUCCAGUUGAAGGUUAAGGCCUACAAGAGGCAGUCUGAGGAGUCUGAGGAGCAAGCCAACACUCACCUGACCAGGUACAGGAAGGUGCAGCAUGAGAUGGAGGAGGCUCAGGAGCGUGCUGACAUCGCAGAGUCCCAGGUCAACAAGCUGAGGGUCAGAAGCCGGGAACUUGUAAAGACCAAGGAAGCAGAAGAAUAAGCAGAUGGUUGGUCAGCGCUGUGUAUCAACAGAAACAUAUAAUAUGAUUAUCUUGUUUGUUCACUUCCAGAAUCAAUAAAAGGUAGUUUGCCCAA